This is a messenger RNA of Vitis vinifera (wine grape), 1203 nucleotides long. Its product is annotated as heavy metal-associated isoprenylated plant protein 31. Bases 563 to 976 code for a protein of 137 amino acids. The transcript has 3 exons. Gene Ontology annotation, molecular function: metal ion binding. NCBI's taxonomy places the organism in Eukaryota, Viridiplantae, Streptophyta, Magnoliopsida, Vitales, Vitaceae. The record is from RefSeq and is a predicted model, not a curated record.
AUUGUCAUGGAAGCCAGUUCUUCAUACCCACAUACCUUUAACUUUUCCUUCACCUUCACUAAGGAUUAUAGGAUACCCUACUCUCUGAUCAGCUGUGGAGCAGACCACCCAACAUCCCAUGUCCCCUCCCCCAUCAAAAACAACAAUAUUCAGUCUGAAAUGGAAAAAUUUUGAUAAAAAAACAUAGCAUUAAUUAAGUUACUGAUUUCCCAGCUUUUGUCAUGGAAAUAUCUUUGUUUUUCUGAGAAAAAUUUUCUGCAGUGACAAAGCUGAUUCAGCUUUUCUGUAGAGAAAGGGAGAUUAGCUUUGGGUUUUGGGGAUGGUUUGUAAAAGUCACGCUUUCCCAUUCCACGCGUGAUGGAUAACUCCCUCUUUGCUUUUUGAAUUUCAAACCCCAACGCUCCUCUAAGCGUUUUAAAGGCUUAAACCCUCAGGCACCCUCUUUCUGCGUCCGUGUAUAUAUAUUAUACACAUAUAGGCCAAAGUCCUAAGACCCACCACACACAGACGAUCAAUAUAUAUUCCAUCUCUCUAUAUUCUCAAGAAGCUUGCUAAGAACACUAUGUCUAUGGUGGAGGUAAGAGUUCCAAACUUGGACUGUGAGGGAUGUGCUUCCAAGCUAAAGAAAGCUCUCUUCAAGCUCAAAGGAGUAGAGGAAGUUGACAUAGAAAUGGAGAUGCAGAAAAUCACAGUAAGAGGCUACUUAGUAGAGGAAAAGAAGGUGCUAAAGGCCAUUAAGCGCGCCGGAAAAGCAGUGGAGCCGUGGCCAUUUCCGGGAUACUCGCACUUUGCCUCAUUCUACAAGUACCCAAGUCACAUUGUGAACCAUUACUAUGAGACAUCCGGUAAUGGAGUGAAUUCAAAUGUACAUACAUUCUUCCAAACCCCUGCCAUUUACUCCGUCGCCGUGGCCUCCGAUGAGGCCGUCGCUUCCCUUUUUAGCGACGAAAAUGUGCAUGCUUGCACCAUCAUGUGAACACGGAUUUUCUUUCUUGAUUCCAUCAUUCCACCACUUUUUGACUUCGAGCUUAUUGUGAUUUUUUUUUUUGGUGCCUCUUGAGUCAAGCAUUGUAUGAUUUGUUAUUUAUUGGAUGAUCAAUGGUUUGUGGUUUUAAUUUUUUUUAGUUUUGGGGUGGUUUAUAAUUUAUGUAAUUUAUGAAAAUUUCUAAUAAUUCGAUAUCAUAUUGAACUUUUCGAACUUAA